Messenger RNA from Acaromyces ingoldii, 1214 nucleotides. Its product is annotated as Metallo-hydrolase/oxidoreductase. NCBI's taxonomy places the organism in Eukaryota, Fungi, Basidiomycota, Exobasidiomycetes, Exobasidiales, Cryptobasidiaceae. The transcript is spliced from 6 exons. Bases 118 to 1005 code for a protein of 295 amino acids. The record is from RefSeq and is a predicted model, not a curated record.
CUUGUCCACAGCGGGGCCCGCCUAAAGGGUUAAUCUAUAAGAUGAGCGCGGGGCAGUGUCGUGUGCGGUGGGUCUCUGUCCAUCUCAACACCGUCUUUCACUCGUCUUCGCUUCGCCAUGUCUGACCAGUACAGCUUCUCCCAGCACCAGACUCAGGACGGUGUGAUCUUACCUCAGGUUCUCAAUCGUUGCCCACCGGGCACCAAGGCCCAUGUCCUCUGCGUGGGCUACCUACAAGCAGAUGCCGGCUUCUUCCUGCGAGGCGGCAACACAUCGACGUACUCGAACCCCGACGGCCCGAGCAAGCACGAGCGCAGAGAUCUCGUCAUGUACGUGGUCCUCAUCGAUCACCCCUCCGAGGGCUUGAUCCUGUACGAGACCGGAUGUGGUUACGACUACCCCAACGUCUGGCCAUCGGCUGUACACGAUGUCUUUCACCGUUCCAAGUACUUGCCCGAACAUGAGCUCGACACUGCCAUUGCCAAGGUCGGCUACAACAUCAAGGACGUCAAGAUGGUCAUCAUUGGACACCUGCAUCUUGAUCAUGCCGGCGGUCUUGACAAGUUCAAAGGCACAGACGUUCCGAUUUGGGUCCACAAAGAGGAGCUCCUCUCGGGUUUCUACUCGGUCGCGACGGGUGCCGACGCUGGCGUCUACCUGCCCACCUACAUGACAACCGACUACAAUUGGAAGACGUUUGACGAGCGGACCACCGACCUGGCCCAGGGCUUGACGCUGCACCACCUGCCUGGCCACACGGCGGGCCUGUGCGGCCUCCAGAUUAACCUCAUCAACUCGGGCACUUACAUCUUCGUCUCUGACCACGGUCACGUCAAGGAGAAUAUCUGGCAAGGUGUACCUCAGGGCUGGCUCGCGCGUGACCAUCAGGCCUGGUUCAACAGCAACCAGAGGCUGCUCCGUAUGGAAAAGACGAUGGGCGCCAAGAUUAUCCCCGGCCACGACGAGGACAUUGCCACGCCCCUCUUCGGCAAGGUACUAACGUAGGAACACGAAAAUCGCUUCUUGUGUUCCAUCACGGCUGAAGGUAUCUUGUUAGUGUAUCCUCUGUUUGCGUUCCACUCAACGUUUCAGUUGUGUCACACCUAUGUCAAUACUUCACACGAUGUCUAUCACACACUCACUGCCAAUGAACCUGAACUCCUCUUCUUUAUAUUAGUCUAGUUGCGUGUGUAUUGCGACAAAUUAUUGCAGAC